Messenger RNA from Dama dama (fallow deer), 879 nucleotides. Its product is annotated as coiled-coil domain-containing protein 137-like. The record is from RefSeq and is a predicted model, not a curated record. NCBI's taxonomy places the organism in Eukaryota, Metazoa, Chordata, Mammalia, Artiodactyla, Cervidae.
CAGAUGGCUGGACUCCGGCGCGGAGUGGCGGCGGCGGAGUCGGCGGGAACGGCGGGGUUUGGGAGACCAGGGCGACCGCAGGGCCGGAGGCAGCAACAGUUGGAGAAGCAGCGCUCGGCGCCAUGGCCGGGACCGCGCAGCAAAGAAAAGAAGAAAGUGAAUUGCAAGCCCAAGAACCAGGAUGAACAGGAAAUUCCUUUCAGGCUGCGAGAGAUUAUGAGGAGCCGGCAAGAGAUGAAAAAUCCUAUCAGUAACAAGAAGAGGAAGAAAGAGGCCCAGGCAGCCUUCAGUAAGACAUUGGAGAAGGAAGCAAAGGGAGGGGAACCGGACAUUGCCGUACCCAAAUUCAAGCAGAGGAAGUGGGAGUCCGACAGGGCCUAUGUCCGGCGCAUGGAACAGGAGGCCCAGCACGUGCUAUUCCUCAGCAAGAACCAGGCCAACCGGCAGCCCGAGGUGCAGGUGGCUCCCAAGAAGGAGAAGUCGGAGCGGAAGAAAGCGUUCCAGAAGCGGCGACUGGACAAGGCCCGGCAGAGGAGGGAGGAGAAAGCAGCGAGGCUAGAGCAGGAGCUGCUCCAAGACACGGUAGAGUUUGGUGAGGUUGCGCUGCAGCCCCCAGAGCUGACCGCCAAGCCCAGGAUGAGCCUGAGUAGGGACCAGCCUGGCAAGAAAUCACUGAUGCUGAAGAAGCUUCUAAACCCCGGCGGUGUGUCCCAGCCUCUGACCACCUCACUGGCCAGACAGAGGACCGUGGCGGAGGAGAGGGAGCGGGCCGUGAACGCCUACAGGGCGCUAAGGAGACUGCAGCAGCAGCGGCAGGGGACUCAGUCGCCGCAGCCACCCCACCUCGCGCCCGGGAAGAAGCCAGAGACGCAGCUGUGA